AUGGCAACUACUUGGCGAUUUGCACUUUUUCUGUCCGUGUUGCUGAUGGUGUCCCGAGGCCCGAGCCUCGCCAGUGAGGCAGGCGCUAAGUCGAGCGGUCAUCAUGAGGACACCUCAAGCUCAAACUCGACCUCUGCGAGCGGGAUGGACUCGGGCCAUGACACGACCGGACACACCGGUCAUGAUGACAGUGGUCAUGGAGGAGGGCCCAUCACCACCCUGCCCAUUGUGACCUGGAAGUGGUCCCAUGUUUCCGCCCCGUACAAGGUGGCCCUGUGGAUCCUGGUCCCCUGGCUCUGCAAAAUCAUCAUUGAGGCUAACCACCAUGUGACCAGUGUGAUCCCAGAGAGCGCCCUGCUCAUCUGCUUCGGCUUCAUCCUGGGUGCGAUGAUUUGGGGUGCAGACAAGGCACAGACAUUCAAGCUGACCCCAACAGUGUUCUUCUUCUACCUGUUACCUCAAAUCAUCCUUGACGCGGGCUACGCCAUGCCAAACAAGCUCUUCUUCAGCAACUUGGGGGGCAUCCUGGUCUAUGCGAUCAUCGGGACCUGCUGGAACGCUGCCAGCUUGGGGCUGUCGCUGUGGGGGUGUCACCAGGGAGGAGCCAUGGGCGACCUGGACAUCGGCCUGCUGCAGUAUCUUCUUUUCGGCAGUCUGAUUGCUGCUGUGGAUCCUGUAGCCGUCAUCGCCGUGUUUGAGCAAGUCCACGUCAACGAGGUCCUCUUCAUCAUGGUUUUUGGAGAGUCGCUGCUCAACGACGGUGUGACAGUGGUGCUCUUCAAUGUAUUCGAUGCGUUUGUGUCACUGGGAGGAUCCAAAAUUAAUGCUGUGGAGAUCAUUAAAGGAAUAAUUUCCUUCUUUGUGGUGGCGUUUGGCGGUUCCCUCUUGGGCUUUGUGUUUGGCCUGCUGGUCUCUCUGCUGACCAGAUGCACUAAAAACAUCCAGAUCAUCGAGCCAGGCUUCGUCUUUGUCUUGGGAUACCUCUCCUACCUGACUGCGGAGAUGCUCUCCCUGUCUGCCAUCCUUUCGAUCCUCUUCUGUGGUAUAUGCUGCCAGAAGUACAUCAAUGCAAACAUGGACGAGAAGUCUGUCAGCACAGUCAGAUAUGCCAUGAAGGUCCUCGCUAAUGGGUCAGAAACCAUCAUCUUUGUCUUCCUCGGCAUCUCGGCCAUUGACAAGUCAAUCUGGGUGUGGAACACGGGCUUCAUCCUCCUCACGCUCCUCUUCAUCAUUGUGUAUAGAUGCAUUGGUGUCUUAUUCCUCACCUGGAUCCUGAACAAGUACAGAAUGGUCCCCAUAGGGUUCAUAGAUCAGGUGAUUCUGAGCUACGGCGGUCUGCGAGGGGCCGUUGCAUACGGCCUGGCUGUGAUGCUGGAUGAGGACAAGAUAAAGGAGAAGAAUCUGAUGAUCAGCACUACUCUCAUCGUAGUCUACUUCACCGUCAUUUUUCAGGGAAUAACAAUGAAACCUCUGGUCACGUGGCUUAAAGUGAAGAGAGCUGCAGUAGUGGAGCUCACACUCAUAGAAAAAGUGCAGAACAAGGUGUUUGAUCACUUGCUCGUUGCCAUAGAGGACAUAUCCGGACAAAUAGGACAUAACUACAUGAGGGACAAGUGGAAUAAUUUCGAAGAGAAGUGGAUGUCGAGGGUCCUGAUGAAGCCGUCGGCGAGGAAGAACCGCGACUACGUCUUCAACGUCUUCCAUCAGCUGAACCUCAAGGACGCCAUGAGCUACGUGGCUGAGGGUGAGCGCAGAGGCUCUCUGGAGUUCGUGCGCAAUGAGACCGCGAUCGUCGACUUCAAGAAAAAGUUGGGGGACGACUUCGCAGAGGUCAUGCCCGACAUCACGGCUGACACGUCGGACGAUCACGGCGCAGUGCCCAACGUGAGAAGAGACCCCGUGCCAUCAGUGAGCUUGGAAAUGCAUGAGCAGAACAUGAAGGGAACGAGGGGCACUGAGGAAAUUAACACUCACCACCUGCUGCAGCAGCAUUUGUACAAGGGCAGGAAACAGCACCGGCACAGGUACAGUCGGAGUCACUUCGACGUCAACAAGGAUGAAAACGAGGUGCAGGAGAUCUUCCAGAGGACCAUGAGGAGUCGUCUGGAGUCCUUUAAGUCUGCGAAGAUGGGCGUCGCUCCGCCGAAGACCAUUACCAAGCACCCAAAGAAAGACCAGCAGCAAAAGAUGCCAAAUGGGAAAUCACUGGAGAAAAGUAAAAGCUACCAGUCUGGUGAUGAAGACUUUGAGUUCUCAGAGGGAGACAGUGCCUCCGGCUAUGACGCCUCACGCAGUUCAUACCCCAUGAGGGUCACCUACAGAGCAGGAGCUGGCAUUGAGAACCCUGCCUUCAUGCCGGACAUGGACCCCAUGGCCCCGGUUCAGAUCCCCCCGUGGCUGGCGGAGGCCGAGCUCGACUCCGGCGUGGUCGCUCCUUCGCAGCGAGCCCAGGUGAGGCUGCCUUGGACGCCCGGCGACCUGCGCCGCCUGGCCCCGCUUCGCAUCAGCGCUCGCUCCACCGACUCCUUCGUGCUGGCCGACGCUCCGGCCACGCAGCAGAGGGAGGACGAGGAUCUGCCUCCGCCUCCGCCCCCGCCCCCUUCCAGCGGAGACGGUGGCCACAUGUAGCAGCAUCCCGACCCCCCCUUCUCCCUUUAACCUGGCUGCCAGAGACACAGAACCCAACCUCAGACCUUGCACCUUCUACCCUCAAAAUACUGACUAGGCAAUGCUUUCUUGUCCGUGCCACUCUUUAAUCUCAGUCUCGCGUUUUCAAACGAAACAUUCACAGUCCCAUCACUUGUGUGUUCUCGAGGUAGCUUCUCCCGUCGCUCUAAUGUCAGCCUUCAACGAGCAAAGGAAAGCUGCGGGUAAAGCGAGAGAUCCUUUAGGCACGGUGGCAUGUUUUCUUUUUUUUUUUUUUACCAGCACAUGCUGAACAUUGUCAUAUUUUCUCCUCCGGUUCAUAGUCAACCAUUUUAAAAAUUGUAGAUCGGCCCUUAAGGAGUACCUCGUUCCUGAAUGUGAUGCAAAAACCUUUUUCAAGCACUGUAGAUAUUUAUAGAUUGUGUUGUUUAUAAAGAUAAUAAAACGGGGGCUUUAAUUAAGAGUUCUAUGAAAUCAAAUCCAACUGUAUAAUCUGAAUUUAGGGCUUUCUUGUUUUUUUCCUCAUGUGUCUCAGAACAGUACUUGAGGUUGAAUACUGAACUUGAAUAAUAAGACCAUUGUAAAAAUGUGACUUGUAUAAUAAAGAUAUAUUUAUUCACAAAUGACGUUUUAAAAAAAAGGUGUGGACACGUCCACCGUCUCAAACCUGCGCACAGUCCAACUGUUACAAACAUUUUAUGUACCUCCAACAGAGAACACUGACUGGCUGGGCGUGGUUUUGAACUGUAUGCAUUUUCAAAUAUGGACUUAGAAAUAAAAAUGUA
Xiphias gladius (swordfish) is the source of this 3431-nucleotide messenger RNA. RefSeq names its product sodium/hydrogen exchanger 3-like. The coding region runs from base 1 to 2628 and encodes 875 amino acids. Gene Ontology annotation, molecular function: sodium:proton antiporter activity. The transcript is spliced from 16 exons. Gene Ontology annotation, cellular component: apical plasma membrane; brush border membrane. Gene Ontology annotation, biological process: sodium ion transport; proton transmembrane transport; regulation of pH. Lineage: Eukaryota; Metazoa; Chordata; Actinopteri; Istiophoriformes; Xiphiidae. The record is from RefSeq and is a predicted model, not a curated record.